AUGGUUUCACUGGUUUCACAGCAUCGGUUUGAAUUCUGGAGUAAACAAAAUUUGGAACGUAAGCACCCACCCAGGGCUCAAAAUCUAUUUUUACUUUUUUGGAAAGAUUUAAAUGCUUUCUUGCGUUCUUCAAAUAUAAAAAUUGGUGAUAUUUCCAACCUCACCAGUAAAAUAUGGAAAAAUGAAAAUUUUACUUAUCAGUUAUGGAAAGAAAUUAUUAUUGAUGAAAUAAAACCAUUUUACAAAAAACUUUCAGAAAUCGCAAAGAUGGUUCAUAAGUAUUCUUUCCCAGAUUACAAAUUCAGUCCAAACCGUAAAAAUAAACAUUUACGAAAUGUCAAAUUUGAAUCUUGCCAACCCUCCUACUACAUUUAUAAUCCAACCCAUUACAAUUACAAUGACUACUCUAAUAAACCAAACCCAUUUAAUAUCCAUCCCGCUUACGACAUUGAUAAUCCAAAGCCAAUUAAUUUUCAAUCUGUAAAUUACAAUUAUUACUACUAUAAUAAGCCAAACCCAUUUGACAUUAAUUUAACAACAAUUACAGAAAAUAAUUUUCAAACUGUUAUUAAGACUACUAAGAUUUCUGUAGAUCAGUAUGUUAAAAUUUAA
Molecule: messenger RNA, 612 nt
Organism: Dentiscutata erythropus
Lineage: Eukaryota; Fungi; Glomeromycota; Glomeromycetes; Diversisporales; Gigasporaceae
Source: the annotation of a GenBank genome assembly